This is a messenger RNA of Paracoccidioides brasiliensis Pb18, 2076 nucleotides long. RefSeq lists its product as uncharacterized. The transcript has 2 exons. The record is from RefSeq and is a predicted model, not a curated record. Gene Ontology annotation, cellular component: nucleolus. Gene Ontology annotation, biological process: regulation of translation. Bases 1 to 2076 code for a protein of 691 amino acids. Gene Ontology annotation, molecular function: mRNA binding.
AUGGUGGGCAUUAAGCGGAGAGUUGAUACUGCGGACGAUCGUGGUGGCAAAAGGACAAAGGUCAAAGAUGGAGGAAGAGUGAAAAAGAGCAAGGAGCCCGCGGAGAUCAAGCCGAAGCCCAAGAAACAACCAACAAUAGUUGAGACCAGUGACGACGACGACGACGAUGAUGAUGAUGAUGAUGAUGAUGAUGAAGGAAGUUUUUCAGUGUCUGUCUCCUCCGGCGAAGAGGACGUAGGUAUGGCAAACGCAUCAUCGGAAGAUAAAGAAGAUCAGAAAUCAGCAAUCCCAUCGAAAAUUAAGGAUGAUUCGAAACAAGUAAAUGGAGCUGGGAAUGGUGCUGCCCCUGCGAAAAGCGGAACCUCAUCAAAAGAAUCCCAUGCAAAGCAAAAAGCACUCGCGCAGGAACGAAAAGCAGCAAAACCAAAUUCCGAUCUCAUCGCCCGCUCCAAAAAGUUAUGGGAGCGCCUGCGUCGCAAAUCACACGUGCCCCUCGAAGAGAGAAAGAAACUCGUUGAAGAACUCUACUCCAUCGUCACAGGUCGGGUGAAGGAUUUCGUCUUUAAACAUGAUUCUGUCCGCGUCAUUCAGACAGCGCUCAAAUAUGCCACCCCGCAGCAGCGCAAGGAUAUCGCUACAGAAUUGAAAGGGGACUAUCGCAGUUUGGCGGAGAGCAAGUAUGCAAAAUUCUUGAUUGGCAAGUUACUGGUGCAUGGCGAUUCGGACAUUAGGGAUAUGAUUGUUCCGGAGUUUUAUGGGCACGUUAAGCGGCUCAUGCGGCACCCUGAAGCGUCGUGGAUUAUCGAUGAUAUCUACAGAACCGUUGCAAGCACCGCGCAGAGGGCUAUGCUACUCCGUGAGUGGUAUGGGGCUGAGUUUGUGCUAUUCAGAAACGUGGAUGGUGCAGCGGAGACAGCGGAUCUGGCCGAGAUUAUUGCGAGGAACCCGGAGAAGCGAGGACCCAUCAUGAAAUAUCUUCAUGAAUUUAUCAAUCACCUUAUUCAGAAGAAGUUUACCGGGUUUACCAUGUUGCAUGAUGCCAUGCUCCAGUAUUUCCUGAAUGCAAAACCUGGCAGUGAGGAGGCGACAGAGCUUAUCGAGCUCAUCAAGGGCGAUGAAGAGGGGGAUCUCGUUAAGAAUUUGGCUUUCACAAAGUCAGGUUCCAGAUUAGUAGCCCUGUGCUUUGCGUAUUCGAACGCAAAGGACAGGAAACUUUUGUUGAGAAUGUACAGAGACACGAUCAAGAUGCUCGCCGGCGACAUGCACGGACAAAUAGUCCUCCUAACAGCUUACGAGGUUAUCGAUGACACAAAACUCUUAUCAAAAUCAAUAUUCCCGGAGCUCCUAAAUCAAGGAUCCAGCGAAGAAGCCAGGCACGAAGAACUUCUACACCAAGUCACAGACCUAACCGCCCGCAUCCCCAUCCUCUAUCUAUUCGCAGAGGACAAAACACGCUGGCUCGUCACAGACCCAGACCACAAGCAGAUCCUCGAUGAGGUUUUAACAGUUCGAUCCGGGACCUCCAAAAAAGAUCCAAACACCCGUCGCGAGGAACUAAUCAAAGCCACCUCACCCACCCUGCUCGGAUUCAUUAAAGCCAGCGCAGACUCUCUGGUCGAAUCCAGCUUUGGCUGUCAAUUCAUCACCGAAAUCCUCUUCAGCGCCGACGGUGACAAAUCAGCCGCACUCGCUGCCGUCGCAUCCAUCCCCACAUCUAAACCUAAGGCCCUGGAGACGCCAGCUGCGGGGCGGAUGCUCAAAGCACUCGUCCAGGGCGGCAGAUUCAACAACAAGACCAAAUGUGUUGUGAAAGUGCAGCCACCCCUCAACUUUCACGGUCUACUCUAUGAGCAUAUUGCUAGCGAUGUGAUGGCAUGGGUUAACGGGGCAAAUCCGUUUGUGAUUCUCGCUCUUGUCGAGGCGGAGGAUUUUGAGAAGACGGAUGAGUUGGUGAAAACGCUUAAGAAACAGAAGAAGGUGCUAACUGAGCUUGCAAACAAAGAGCCGGCGAAGAAGGGUGAGAAGAAGGGACCUGUUAGCAGUGCGGCGAAAUUGUUGUUGGAGAAAGUUGGGUAG